Cicer arietinum (chickpea) is the source of this 2080-nucleotide messenger RNA. RefSeq lists its product as uncharacterized. Lineage: Eukaryota; Viridiplantae; Streptophyta; Magnoliopsida; Fabales; Fabaceae. Gene Ontology annotation, molecular function: mRNA binding; protein binding. The record is from RefSeq and is a predicted model, not a curated record.
UGAAGUCCACACAAUUCAGAUUCAGCAAAAUGUUGUUUUCUUUCUCAGUUUCAAAGUUAUUAACCCUAACAAGGUAUGCUUUCUCUCUUUCUUCCAUUCCCAAUUUUCUUCCAAUUUCUUCUUCAAACACUUUCCUUCUUUCAUUCUCUUCUCAUUCUCGUUUCAAUUCCAACGAAUUUGAUGUUAAUCAUGCUGUUUCCUCAUUCCAUCGCAUGCUCUCUAUGAAUCCUACCCCAUCCAUUGUUCAAUUCAAUAGAAUUUUAACUUCUUUUGUUAAGAUGAAGCAUUAUCCCACUGCUAUUUCUCUUUCUCACCUAUUGGAAUUCAAUGGAAUUAUGCCUGAUAUUUUUACUUUUAAUAUCUUGAUUAAUAGUUACUGCCACUUAGGUCAAAUGAAUUUUUCAUUUUCUAUAUUGGGAAAGAUUCUCAAGAUGGGAUUUCAGGAAAAUACCAUAACCUUGAAUACUCUUAUGAAAGGUCUUUGUCUUAACAAUAAGAUUCGGGAAGCUCUGCACUUUCAUGAUCAUGUGGUGGCAAAGGGAUUUCAGUUGGAUCAAGUUAGUUAUGGAAUCUUGAUCAAUGGGUUGUGUAAAAUGGGGGAAACAAGACCCGUGCUGCAAUUGCUGAGACGAAUUGAUGGGAAAUUGGCCAAUGUGGUAAUGUAUAGCACUAUCAUUGAUAGUUUGUGUAAAGAUAAAUCUAUAAACGAUGCUUACGAGUUGUAUGUUGAGAUGAUUGCAAAGAGAAUUUCUCCUAAUGUUAUCACUUUCAAUAAUCUAUUAUAUGGAUUUUGUAUUGUUGGUCAAUUGAAAGAAGCAUUUGGUUUGUUCCAUGAAAUGGUAUUGAAAAACGUCAACCCAAAUGAUUAUACUUUUACUAUAUUGGUUGAUUCCUUAUGCAAGGAAGGAAAGGCCAAAGAAGCUAUGAAUGUGUUGGCUAUAAUGAUAAAAGAUGGUGUAAAACCGAACGCUGUAAUGUAUGGUGCUUUGAUGAAUGGGUAUUGCUUAGUUAAUCAAGUGAACAAGGCCAUAAAAAUAUUCAACACUUUGGUGCACCAGGGAGUGGUGCCGAGUGUUCGGUGCUACAAUAUCAUUAUUAAUGGAUUGUGCAAGAAUAAAAUGGUGGACGAAGCCAUGAACUUGUUUAAAGAAAUGCAUAAUAAGAUGAUUGUUCCUGAUGUAGUAACUUAUAGUACCCUUAUUGAUGGUUUGUGUAAAUCGGGGAAAAUCUCUUAUGCUUGGGAACUUGUUGAUGAGAUGCAUCGUAUAGGUCUGCAAGUUGAUGUAAUCACUUAUAAUUCUCUAUUACAUGCUUUGUGCAAAAAGAAUCAUCUUGACCAGGCAAUUGCAUUGGUUAAGAAAAUGAAAGACCAAGGUAUUCAGCCAAGUAUGUCCACAUACAAUAUAUUGAUUGAUGGACUAUGCAAAGGUGGAAGGCUUAAGAAUGCACAAGUAGUGUUUCAUGAUCUUUUAACUAAAGGCUACCAACUAACUGUCUGGACAUAUAAUAUUAUGAUAAAUGGGUUUUGUAAGGAUUGCUUGUUUGACGAAGCACUUGCUUUGUUAUCAAGAAUGGAAGACAAUGGUUGUAUUCCUGAUUUUGUAAGUUAUGAAACAAUUAUUUAUGCCCUCUUUGACCAAGAUGAAAGAGAUAAGGCAGAAAAACUUCUACAUGAAAUGAUUUCUAGAGGUCUAUUGAAAAAGCAAAACUAGGUAACAUGCUUUCUUGUUACAUAGGAUUGGUAUGAAUGGGAUUGUGAAUAGGUAAUACUAUAAAAUUUGAACUCAAUUUGCUACAUCCAUUUGUUCUUAGCAAAUUAGAUAUGUCAAGGAAAAUGCACUUUUUUGUUUAUAGGGGCAGGUUCAUUCUAUCUUAAACAAUGUAUUUUUACCAUUGCUAUUUUAGAGUAUUCUUGGAGCUCCUUCUAGGUAGCUCCAUAGGAUAGCUCGCCCGUUGUACUUAUGUUUACAUAUGUGAACAUGGCUCAAUAGCAAAGUGAAGGGAUUCCCGUAGUCCAUUAAUCAUCAGAUACAAAUCCAAGGGUUUGCCUCAGUUUCAUUUAAGGACAUAUUUUAUCACA